AUAUGCCAAGUUGCUGUAUUCCUGAAUGCUCUAAUUACACCAGCAAAAAAGUAAAAAUGCAUAUGGCUUCCUUUCCAAAAGAUCCGGAAAGAAAAGAAUUAUGGAUUUUUAGCAUAAACAAAAUAAUUGGAAAUAAAAAAAAUAAUUGGAAACCAACCAAAUAUUCAAGAAUAUGUGAAAUACAUUUUGCAAAUGAAAUGUGGGAGAAGGUACGAAUUGACGGAACGAAGAGACUGAAAUGCAACGCUGUGCCCACAAUUUUCUCGACUCAGUCAGUACAAAGUAGCACAUGUAUUACUACAAACGAUGAAAUUACUGAAUUUUCGGGAAGACAGCUUGAUGCAACAUUUAAAACAUUGGAUGAAACAGAUGAAACAUUGGAUGAAACAUUGGAUGAAACAUCAGUUUAUGACAACGGUAGCGAGAAACAAAAUGACUAUUCUAUACCAGAUGUUUCUGAUGUUACUCCGUUAAUAUCGAAUUCGUCUACUUACAGUCAUUCCAAAGAAAUAUGCAACAAAGAAGUUUCUGAAAUUAAAUUGCUGAUGAAGCAAUUGGAAGAAGCCAAGACAAAACUUGAUAAUACCAGCACAAAACUUGAUAAUGCCAACACAAAACUUAAUAAUGCCAACAAAAAACUUAAUAAUGCCAACAAAAAACUUAAUAUUGCCAACAAAAUUAUUUUCAAAAGUAACCGAUGCAACACUCAAUUAAAACAGCGUAUUAAGAAAUUGGCUCGAAUCCAAAAUUCGAAUUUGGAAUCUAAUUCAAAUUUGGAAUCGUCGAUAAAGCGAUUAUUAAAUGAUGAUCAAAUUAAAGUUCUCACGGGGAAAUCCUCACGCGGUUGUUCAUGGUCUAAUGAUACAAUAAAAAAAGCACUUAAACUUAAGUUUUCCUGCGGUAGCAAUGGCUAUCAAGAGUUGCUGAAGCAAAACAUGCCUUUACCGAGCGAAUGUACACUUCGGAGAAAAGUAGCAAAUAUUCAAUUCGAGGAAGGAAUAAGUGACUCUAUUUUUGAAUUGUUAAAACAAAAAAUAUCUAUGUUUAAGGACGUUAGAGAAACAGAUUGCUCACUUGUAUUAGAUGAAAUGGCAAUUGCAUCAGGUGAACAGUUUGACCCAUCAACACAGUCGAAAUGUGGGAAUGCAUCAUUUUGUACACGCGAUGGUAUGUCUUUUUAAGAAUUUGAUGCUAUAUGAAUCAGUAGGUGCAUCCAGAAAAAUUAUGAAUUUUUUUCUUUUGCAUAAUUUACGGUCAAUUUUUUUCUUUUUUCUAUUUGCAUUAACAUUACAAGCAACGGAAAAUGUAACGAAUCUUU
Molecule: messenger RNA, 1318 nt
Organism: Trachymyrmex cornetzi
Lineage: Eukaryota; Metazoa; Arthropoda; Insecta; Hymenoptera; Formicidae
Product: THAP domain-containing protein 3-like
Exons: 4
Coding region: 3-1181 (392 amino acids)
Molecular function (GO): sequence-specific DNA binding
Source: RefSeq, a predicted model, not a curated record